Molecule: messenger RNA, 5080 nt
Organism: Monopterus albus (swamp eel)
Lineage: Eukaryota; Metazoa; Chordata; Actinopteri; Synbranchiformes; Synbranchidae
Product: mucin-2
Exons: 4
Coding region: 1203-4433 (1076 amino acids)
Source: RefSeq, a predicted model, not a curated record
GAGAGACGCAGAGAGAAAGGAGGAGAGAGGAAAAAGGAACGAGACAGGGAGAAGUGAGAGGAGCAUCUGAGAUCAUAACUGCCUGCUUGCUCAUUCUUGUCUUAUUGCUCCCCCUCCUGUCCAUUUACUUCCACUCACAGCACAAACGCUCAGCUAGGCAGGCGCAGCGGAGCUCAGAGCUCCGGUGGAUGGAUAAAAAGGUUCCCACGUGAAAGGCAUGAAUCUGCGGGAGAAGAGAAGGGUGAGAUAGAAGAAGACACAACCAGUGAGGAGAAGAAAAAGAGGUGAGGAGCAAAGGAAAGAGAGAGAAGCGAAGAGCAGAUGGACACUACACAGAGGAAAGAAAACGUUGUGAAGCUCACCGAGCAGCAGUGACAGAGAGGAGUUCACGCCAUGAGAGAAUGAGUCACUGAGAGCUGGGGAAAAAAGAAAGAGUGAGGAAGAGUGAUAAAAUCAAAACGAAGGGAAGGAGAAUAAAAAAGUUGAAAGAGAGAGGCAACUAUGGGAAGCACACAGGCCCAUCCUCUACUUUAGCCAUCCAAUCUCUUGAUGGCCCAGGGGACAAAGCAGGUAGAGCGGGGGGGCCGCCAAGUAGACAAGCCAAUGUAAUGAACACUGAAAGGAUGGACAGACUGCAUUUCCUCUCUCAAUGCUUGUUUGCCUGUAACUUCUCCAGCCUCGUCAAGGGUUCAUCUCCCUGGAUAGUUUAAAGAGAAAUGGGAAGAAGAAGCAGGACUGCACAUCUUCAGAAGACGUGGAACAUUUGUCACACACUCAUUUUAAAGAAUAUUGAUGCUGCAUAUAUUUAUUUUUCUACAAGUGUAAGACCCAUAAGGGUUUUUCAGCUGGCAUUUCUUGAAGUGAUCUAUAUUCAGUUUUUACUUGCUUAAUAAUAUUACGCCUUGAACUGUGAAUAUGGUAAUCGAUUCGUUCUUGAGGACAAUUUUAGUUGCAGAGCAGAUCAUUGCAUCUCAGAUUUAAGAUAACCUGAGCAGCUGCACGUAAUCCUGUAAAGAGACAGUCAUUAUUACUAUCCCAGCCUGGUCUGUGGUGAAACUGGAAUUCAGUCAAUCAAUUGUACAGAUCGCUCACUGUUAUAUUUGAUAUAUAGUAAAGGAGACGCAUUAACACAACUAGGCAUUCACAACAUCAAACUGCCCGCAGAGCCUGUGGAUGUUGGGGGUGCGAGAGAGACAAGAGAAAUGGUGAGCAAAGAACCCAACCACUUGCUCACAGGUCAAACUAACGGCAAGAGCACUUUGGCGAACAAGUUGCCUGGGACAAUGACUGUGCGCUCUGUGCUGCUUAAUCGAGACUCCCCAGAUAUUGAGAGCCGCCUCAAGCGGCGCCGUAACCGUACCCAUCAGGUCCGCUUUAAAGACCUGGAGGAUGGCAGCAGCAGCAGUGGCAACAGUGGAACAGGAGAAAACGAUUGCCAUCAGAGGCCCCCCAAAGACUGUGACAGCCCACAUCCUCUUCGUAAAGACAGCAGCAGGUCCCCCCAACCAUGGGCUGACGGGGAUGGGCCACGGACUGAUGGUCUACCUGGCCAAACCUCUGUGGUCGGGGCCGUGCGUGGGGACAUGACAAGUACCAUAGAGGUGGUGACUGCUUUCUUAGCCAAGGCUCCUCCUCAUCCGUUGACACCAGGUCCUACACGUCGAUGCUGGGCACCACCACAGACUAACUCUCUAACCUUGCCAAUGACACGCAGAUCCAGUACAAGCACCAGCACAGCCAUCCAGACUUCCCCAUGCCUAAAAAAGCCCCAGUCUCUCCCUUCCACCCAAAUACGUAGCCACAGGGACUCAGUUGGCGUGGACGGCGAUGAUGAGCAUGACUCUCAAGAUGAGUACCUUAUGCAUAACCAUGUGUUGAUGUCCAGGUCCAAGGAUCAGAAUGGUCCUCCUGGGCCUGGGGAUCGAACUGUGACAGAACGAAAGUCUAAAGCCUCCAGGACAGACAUUAAAUCAGCUGUUAGUGUGGUAAAAAACUCCAGGCGCAGCUGCCCGCCUUCAGUCUUUCAGAGCACUGAGCCAUAUCAGUGUUCCUCUGUAUCGUGCCGAGAUGGCACCAGGCGUCAAGGAAGCAGCACUCCCUCAGUGGUCAGGAGGAGAAAGCGUUUGAAUAGGACAACAAGUGAUCCUGGAAAGGAAGUGCACUACUGCACCACGCCCUCUCAGACCGAAAGCCCCAGUCCAUCCCCGCCACCCUCAAAUACCAAACUCUGCACCACUCAAGUUCAAACUGAGAGCCCUUCCCCAUCUCCAAAUUCAAAGUAUUGCACCACCCAAAGUCUAAAUGAGGGUCAACAUCAGUCUCCACCUUUGAGUGGCAAACAGUGCACAACCCAAAUUGAAAAUGUCAACUCUUGCAUAACCAUACCUCCAAAUGCUGAAAAGUGCACCACUCAAAUACAAACAGACUCUCCUUGUCUGUUGCCUCCAAAUAAUCAACCUUGCACUACCCAGACACAAACUUACAGUUCCUGUGCUUCCCCACCUUUGGUGGUAUCACCCAGCUCAGUUCAAAUUCCAUCUGAGACUCCUGUAUCUCCAACUGUCACUCUUGACCCUCCCUCCACCCAAAUGACUACUGUGCCUUACUGUACCUCUCCCCCACCUACAAGUGCACCAACACAUACCCCUGAACUCUGCACUAAGCCACCUUGUUCCUCUUCAGUCAAGCCAGCUUGCACCAGCCCACCUCUGCAUAUAGCACUGUCCAUUCCUUGCUUCACUUCUGCACCUACUGUUAUCCAACACCCCCUACCCUAUUAUACUGUUAUGUCUCCACAAACAACCCCCAGCACAGCUGUUGUUUGCUCCAGUCCUCCUUCAAAUGCACCAUCAUGUCCCAAACGUAACUGCACCUCUCCUCUCCCAAACAUAGCAUCAUUCACUCCCUUAACCUGUUCUUCCCCUACCCCAGCUAUAACCCCCAAUACAACUCCCUUUGACCCCACCAGACAUCCAACCACUGGCCCAAACCUAACCCAUCAGCCACCAAACAAUUUAUCAAACACUACACCUCCUAUAACUCUAACACCCUGCACAUUUGUGACUCAGACUGCCCUGUGUUGCACCUCCAUAUCAUAUUACACUACUACACAUCCGAUUGGUCUCCAUGCCCCUCACUCAAACACUACUUCACCUUCUUACGCGACUCUCAUACAAACUGUAUCUCAUUGCAACAUCCCAUGUCAAGCACUGCAAAAUGCCUCCUCUGCCAACACAGGCAUGACCCCCUACUCCUCCCCUGCCCCAAAACUAAAAUCUUGCACUUCUCCAGCUCCACUUGUAAAAACAUAUGUGUCCAGUCUUUCAAACCCGCAACUGUGUGCAACUCCAAGUAAAGCUGUUCCUCUGUACUCUUCCACAUUUCGUGCUGCACCACCAUACACCCCCCCCUCUCAGGCAACUUAUAAUGCUCAGGAUAAGAGGGGUAUUCGGCUUCCACCUCCUCCCCCACCACCUCCACCUUACACACCUCGCAAAAAGGGAAAUGAACCACCAGGUCCAGCAAUCCGAACACCCUUGCUCAGGGCAGAUGGUAAGGCCAGCGAACAAGACAAAGACAAGGAGAAGGAUAAAAAGGAAACUGUAAAAUGUACAGACUCACCCAAGCUCUGUGAGGGAGCCAGCUCUCUGAAGCACAGAGCUCAAACCCCGCCAGUUGCUGUGAUGAAGGAGGAGAGGCAGUCUUCCUCCUCUCCUGCCAAGGCCUGUUUUAAGCCCAGUUGUCUCAGCUCAGCCCAGGCUCAGCUUGGGGCACUACACAAAAUGCUCUGCUCAGGAGCCAGUGCCAGGCCCAGCACCCCCAACAGCCAACAUCCUCUCCCUCCAAACCAGCAGGGUUGUUCUGGAGCUAGGGGCUGCUCUGCUUCUGGGGAGCUCCCUACAGUGGGGCCCCUGACUGCCACCCAGGCUGAUACACUAAGACAGGUCCAGGAAAUUCUUGGAGGGUUGGUGUCUGGGGCCCGGUGUAAAUUGGACCCAUCCAGAGUGACAGAAAAGCUCCUGAGUCCCAAUGGACCCCUGCAUGAUAUUCGUAACCUGCAGAACCAGCUCCACAGCUUGGAGGGGGUCCUGGAGACCAGCCAGAACACCAUUAAAGUCCUGCUGGAUGUCAUUCAAGACCUUGAGAAGAAGGAAGCUGAGAGAGACGGAAGACAUUCCUACAGGACUGGACAGGACAUUGAGAACUGUGGGACAUGCAGAGACUGUGCCUGCAUCAUCUACAGUGUAGAACAUGACUUUCGUCUCCAGGAAGGGCAGGUGGUACGUACGUGGAAGGUGGGUGACCCUCCUGAGGGCUUGUCACAGCCUGCCACUCCCCAGCCCACCACACUCCACCAACAAGACUCACCUCAGUCGGUGCGACUGCCUGCCACCACCAAGAAGAACAGGAAGAAAUGCUUCUGGUUUCUCUGAGUGCUGGUGGACAAAGCAAGAGACAUUUUGAUACUGUAAUGCACUGCAUACCCUUCUUUUAAAAGCUAUAUAUGAAUUUAGAUUUUAUUUUUUAAAAAGUGUGAAUUGAAUUGGGGAAUUAAACUGCAAACAAACCUGUGGAAGGAGAAAGGUGCAAAGGUUAUGAUUUUAGCUGUUGGAGUUGAUGUAAGCGGGGGUGCACAUACAGUCAAAUAAAAGCAAAGGUUCAGUCCACAAAAUGACUCAUAGUUAUGAAGCAGUUAGGAGAUAUAAGAGAAUAUAUAGCGGGUGCAGUGGAGCAAGGGGAACAGUACAACAGAUGGAGCAUAUUUACAGUAUAAAAGAUGAAUAGUUUAUACAGUAGGCAGAAGACAGAGAGGAAGGAUUCAUCUUCAUUAAUGGAUUAAUGAGGGUCAGAACACCAGCUUUUAUAUCCAGAGACAUUUAAAAUAAUUAUUAUGACCUGUGUUUAAAACUUUUAAUAACCUGUAACUGAUUAAAACUACUAUACAUGUCUACAUGCACAUACAACACACACAGUCACAUACAUAAACAAACUAAUACAUUAGCAUAAAAAGCAAACUGUAUAUAAGCUGAGGGAACGGUGAGAGGAGUUCUGUACAUAUCAGAGCUAUUCUGCUUGGAUG